AUCGGGGGCGUCUCCUCUCCGGCCCCAGCCCCUUCCCCGGGGGGCUUCUCCUGAGCCCCGCCGCCGCCGCGCACCAUGAUCCGCAAGAAGGGCGCCAGGCCGGAGGCGCAGGACACCGGCUUGCUCCUGGGCCCGGGCCAGAGCCCCCCGGGCCUCUUGGGCGACCCCGACGACCUGCCAAACGGGGCCCCCGAAGGCAGCUUCGUAAGUACAGCGGGGCGUGGGGUGGGUGGAGGUGAUGCGGACGAGGACGACGCCCCCAUCUACGUUUAUGGCACCGAUGGAUACGACUACGCUGACGCCGGCAGCGGCAACUAUUUCAGAGAUGGGCAGACGAAGAUCGACUUCGUGCUGGUCUGGGAAGAGAAGGUGCGGCCCUCGAAGAAGAAGAGGCGGAGCAAGCCGCCCCACCGCGACGGCGACAGGGGGGCAGAUCCGGGGGGCGGCUGGGAGCAGGCCCAUGGGCGGCGCGAGAGGUGCAAGCGGAAAUUCCUCAAGAACCUGCGGAAUGCCGGACUCCUGAUGGAGAAGGAGGAGACGCGGAGCGAGCGCAAGAGCAUCCAGUACCUGAAGCUGAGCGCACCCUGGGAAGUGCUGGUGUAUUACGCGGAAGAGCUCUGCAUGCGGGCCCCGCUCCAGGCUCACCCCAACCCAGACCGGAACAGCUCAGCGGACCUGCUCCACAAGCUGCAUGUCCCCAACGUCAUGGAGCAGAGGGUGCCCAAGAAGCCCGUGGACUACUACACCUGCGCCUUCCGCAAGUCCAAGCUGGACAAGUUCCUGGGCAGCAACUCGCACAACUCCUACUUCACCAACACGCAAAGGCAUCGCAUUGUGUAUGAGAUCCUGGCCCGGACCAUCUACGGGAAGCGGAAGCACGCCGAGAUCGGGAUCGACCGGCUGCUGAACGAGGGCGUGUACUCCGCCGCCUUCCCGUUGCACGAGGGCCCCUUUGAGCUGCCCGACUACGAGGUGCUGGGCGAGGCACUGAACCCCCGGCAGGUCCUGUUCCGCUUCUGGGCCCAGUGGCGAUGUUGGUACAAGUACCAGCCCCUGGACCACAUCCGGGCGUACUUUGGAGAGAAAGUGGCCAUCUACUUCGCCUGGCUGGGCUUCUACACGGCUUGGCUGCUUCCGGCUGCAGUCGUUGGCACGUUUGUGUUCCUGGCCGGCCUCUUCGCCAUGGGGACAAACACGCCCGCGCAAGAGAUCUGUAGCAGUGGGGGGCAGUUCCUCAUGUGCCCCCUUUGUGACACUUGUGGCAACUGGAACAUCUCCGAGAUCUGCCCCAUGGCGAAGGUGGGCUACCUCUUUGACCAUCCAGGCACGGUCUUCUUCAGCAUCUUCAUGUCCUUCUGGGCUGUGAGCUUCCUGGAAUACUGGAAGCGGAAAAACGCCACCCUGGCCCACCACUGGGACUGUAUGGAUUUCCAAGAGGAGGAGGAACGGCCUCGGCCUGAGUUUGCGGCCAGGGCCCCUUGCAUGGAGCAGAACCCCGUCACGGGGGUGAAGGAGCCCUACUUCCCCGAGCGGGACCGGCUCUCGCGCAUCCUGACCGGGUCCAUGGCCAUUAUCAUCAUGCUCUGCGUGGUAAUGAUCUUCUUGGUGUCGGUGAUCAUGUACCGUGGGAUCGUCAGCACCAUGAUGUACCACACGGGGAACACGAUCUUGAUGACCCAGGCAGGGAACAUCGCCAACAUCAGCAGCUCCAUGGUCAAUCUGGUCCUCAUUCUCCUCAUGAGCCAAGUCUACACCUCUCUAGCCGAGAAGCUCACCAGGUGGGAGAUGCACCGGACUCAGACGCAGCAUGAGGACGCCUUCACCUUCAAAGUCUUCAUCUUCCAGUUUGUCAACUUCUACUCCUCCCCUUUCUAUGUGGCUUUCUUCAAAGGCCGGUUUGUGGGCUACCCCGGUCAAUAUGGAAAACUCCUGGGCAUGAGGAACGAAGACUGCGGUCCAGGCGGAUGCCUCAUUGAGCUGGCCCAGCAACUCUUCAUCAUCAUGGUCGGGAAGCAGAUUGUCAGCAACAUCCAGGAGUUCCUUUUUCCCAAGCUGAAGGCCUGGCGCCAGAAGCGGAAGCUGGCCCGGGUGCGCGGCUCCCAGAUCAGCCAGGAGCCAAAACGCUGGGAGGAGGACUACGAGCUGAUUGAGUGCGAGGGCCUCUUUGAGGAGUACCUGGAGAUGGUGCUCCAGUUUGGUUUCAUCACCAUUUUUGUGGCCGCAUUCCCACUGGCGCCACUCUUUGCGCUGCUCAACAACUGGGUGGAGAUCCGCCUGGACGCCCAGAAAUUUGUCUGCGAGUACCGCCGCCCUGUGGCAGAGCGGGCCCAGGACAUAAGCGUCUGGUUCUUCAUCCUGGACGUCCUGGCGCAAAUCUCCGUUAUUGUCAACGCCUUCCUCAUUGCCUUCACCUCCGAUUUCUUGCCACGCCUCCUCUACCAAUAUGAGUACGACAGCCACCUCCACGGCUACGUCAACUUCACCCUGGCCUAUUCCCCGCCCAGCUACGUGGACAGCAACCACACCAUGUGCCGGUACAAGGCCUUCCGCGACGCCCACGGGAGCUACACCCUCUUCUACUGGAAAUUGCUGGCCAUUCGCUUGGGCUUCAUCAUCGCCUUCGAGCAUGUCGUCUUCUUCUGCCUGCGCCUCAUUGACUGGCUGGUCCCGGAUGUCCCUGAAUCCCUGGAGGUGAAGAUCAAGCGGGAGCGCUACCUGGCCAAGCAGGCCCUGGCAGACAACCAGGACGUGCUGCUGACGGUGAGUCGCGACUCCUCUCCCUCACCAGCAAGCAGCUUUUUACCCAGCAGCAUGAUCUAGCGAGGCCAGAAGCACAGAGGCUGUCGGAUUCCCCUCCGCUUUGGACCAUGCGGCGUGGCGCACGGAGGGCGCUGGGGAUGUGGCAGAACUCCCGCUCCUGCAUGAGGCCUUUAAGGAACCAGAAGGCAGACGACGGA
Messenger RNA from Elgaria multicarinata webbii, 2957 nucleotides. Its product is annotated as anoctamin-7-like. The coding region runs from base 76 to 2820 and encodes 914 amino acids. The transcript is spliced from 23 exons. The record is from RefSeq and is a predicted model, not a curated record. Gene Ontology annotation, molecular function: protein dimerization activity; chloride channel activity. Lineage: Eukaryota; Metazoa; Chordata; Lepidosauria; Squamata; Anguidae. Gene Ontology annotation, cellular component: plasma membrane. Gene Ontology annotation, biological process: chloride transmembrane transport.